Phragmites australis (common reed) is the source of this 5823-nucleotide messenger RNA. RefSeq lists its product as uncharacterized. The record is from RefSeq and is a predicted model, not a curated record. The coding region runs from base 453 to 3461 and encodes 1002 amino acids. Gene Ontology annotation, biological process: recombinational repair; signal transduction. NCBI's taxonomy places the organism in Eukaryota, Viridiplantae, Streptophyta, Magnoliopsida, Poales, Poaceae. The transcript is spliced from 6 exons.
CACUCUCCUCUAAUCUCUCUUCCAAUUAAUCUCAUCUCCCCUAAUCUCACCACCCAUUCUCUCCGCUUGCCCGUCUCCCCCCAUAUUUCUCUCGUUUCACCUUUUUGCUGCCUUCCCCGCCCGCUCUUUCACUCUGCUCUGCUGGAUCCUCGACCCGCCAGCCCACAAAAGCUACCGCCUCUCCUCUCGCUCCUCUUUUUCCCUUGUUGUGGAGUCAAGAUCCGUCUCCGGACGCGGACUUCUUCCCUUGGUUCUUCUUCUUCGUUGCACCCUGAUAAUCAAGAUCGAAUCGAAGGCACAAGUCGACACCACCGGACUUCACUUCUCGACUCUCAAUGAAGGUGCGGCGCCACUCCAAGCUCGCCGCCGCUCCUGGCCCAGAUAACGAUUUGCACGGAGAUGAAUUGAACUCUCAACCAUUCUGAGGGCUGGGUAGUGCUGAAAAUGGUCAUAUGAAGCUUCAACAUGAAAGCUCCGAUGCCGAGGUGUUGGUCUCGGCAGCAUCAAGGAACCUUUCGUCCUCGUCCUCGACAUUUGUUUCAGCAAACCAAUCCCCUUUCUUCACACCACGGUCACUGUCUGCUCGUGUCCCGGAGCAUGCUGAUCCCGAGAACAAGUGCUCCUUAAAUGGCAUCGUGCUGAAAAUCAGUGACAUACUCUCCAGUGACUCCUUGAUACAACAGGAGCAGAUACCAUCAGCAAACGUGAGGAUCUUGCCAUCAGAUGCUUCUCCUCCUAUUAGCCUUUGCACCUCAAGCAAUUUUGGGACUCCAGCAAUUGUCUACAACAAUCCCAGCUUCAUUUCCACCUUCAAUGGCCCAUGCCAAGGUAGUUCAUCAGCAACUAGCAAUGGUGGUCGUUCGACUCGAAAGGCGAAGCACAAGAGAUUGGGGGGAAUAUGUCAGAAAUCUUCAUCAUCUCAACCGAUGACAUCAGCUGUCUCUGUCAGCAGGCUUCGGAGUUAUGAUGUGUACAUUGGAUUUCAUGGCCGCAAGGCUUCACUGCUGAGGUUCACGAACUGGCUUCGUGCAGAACUCGAGAUCCAUGGAAUUAGCUGCUUUGCUUCUGACAGGUCUAGAUGCUGGAAUUCUCACAGCCAUGAUGCUGUCGAGAGGAUAAUGAAUGCUUCCACAUAUGGAGUUGUUAUCCUCACAAAGAAGUCAUUUGGCAACCCUUAUACCAUUGAGGAGCUCAGGAACUUCUUCGGCAAGAAAAAUCUUAUCCCUUUAUUUUUUGACUUGGGUGCUGCUGAUUGCUUUACAAGGGAUAUCAUCGAGAAGAGAGGAGAACUGUGGGAGAAACAUGGUGGUGAGCUGUGGAUGUUGUAUGGUGGGAUGGAACAUGAAUGGAUGGAAUCGGUUGAUGCUCUUUCUCGGGUGGUAGAUGUGCAAUUAGAAGCAAAUGAUGGCAAUUGGAGAGAUUGCAUACUGCAAACAGUUAUUGUUUUGGCCACAAAACUGGGCAGGAGAAGUGUAGUUGAUAGGGUGAACAGGUGGAGAGGGAGGCUGGAGAAGGAGGAAUUUCCUUUCCCUCGUAACGAUGAUUUUGUUGGGAGGAAAAAAGAACUCUCGGAAUUGGAGCUCAUUUUGUUUGGUGAUGUUACCGGAGAUGGAGAAAGGGAAUAUUUUGAGCUCAAGACAAAGCAGAGAAGAAAAGGCCACGUGGUCAGGGGGUCUGCUAAUAAUCAUGAGCAAGUUAAUACCGAUGACUGCAAAUGUAAGGAGCCAAUUUUGUGGAAGGAGACUGAGAAAGACAUUGAGAUGCAGAGACUAGGCAGUCCACCGCGGCAUGGGCGUCCAUUGAGAGUGAAGAAUGGGGUAAGGUAUGGGACGAAGAAAAGAUCUAGGAACAUACUUUAUGGAAAGGGUAUUGCUUGCAUAUCAGGGGAGUCUGGAAUUGGCAAGACAGACUUGGUUUUGGAGUAUGCAUACAGAUUCUGCCAGAGAUAUAAGAUGGUUUUAUGGAUCAGAGGGGAAAGCAGAUAUAUUCGACAAAACUAUUUGGCUCUUCAGACUUUUCUGGAAGUAGAUUUAAGCACAGAUAGUCACUUGCAUGAGAAAGGAAGUGACCAAUGCUUUGAAGAGCAGGAAGAGGAUGCCAUUGCCAAAAUUCGGCAAGAAUUGAUGUGCAACAUACCAUUUUUAGUAAUAAUUGAUAAUUUGGAGAGCGAGAAGGACUGGUGGGAUAAGAGAGUCAUAAUGGACCUUCUGCCACACUUCGGUGGGGAGACUCACUUUAUCAUAACAACAUGUCUUCCACGUGUGAUGAACUUGGAACCAAUGAAGCUUUCUUAUUUAUCUGGUGCUGAGGCAAUGACACUAAUGAAGGGAGGUGUCAAGGACUAUCCAUUGUUGGAAAUCGAUGCACUCAAGAUCAUUGAGGAAAAGCUUGGAAGACUCACUCUUGGCCUAAGUAUUGUUGGAGCUAUAGUCUCAGAGCUUCCAAUCACUCCAACUAGGCUUCUUGACACAUUGAAUCGGACACCGCCCAUAAGAGAUUUUUUUUGGAAUGAGAGAGAAGUUCUCAGCUUGAAAAAUCAUGAAAUCCUUGUCCGGCUGCUGGAUGUGUGCUUAUUGAUAUUUGAUCAUGCAGAUGGUCCAAGGAGUCUGGCAACUCGGAUGGUUCAAAUGUGUGGUUGGUUUGCACCUUCUGCAGUUCCAAUUCACAUGUUGGCUCUGGCUGCACAUAAAGUCCCAAAGAAGCACCGGAGGGGUCCAAGGUGGAGGAAGUGGUGGCAGACACUAACUUGUGGCCUUGCAACUUCUAGGAUGAAGAGAUCUGAAGCUGAAGCGGUUGCAAUGUUAAUGAGGUUCGGAAUUGCCAGAUGCAGUGCAAAGCCUGAACAUGUACAGUUCCAUGGUCUGAUCAGGCUAUAUUCUCGAAAACGAGGAGGCACACGAAUGGCUCAGGCUGUGGUCCAAUCAGUAUACCUCCAAGGCUCAAUCAAAGAUUCUUCUGAGCACCUGUGGGCUUCCUGCUUCAUGGUUUUUGGAUUUGGUUCUGAUCCUCUGCUGGUAGAACUUAGGCCAUCUGAAUUGAUGUUCUUUGUGAAACAGAUUGUCGUGCCACUUGCGAUACACACAUUUAUCACCUACUACCGAUGUAACGUGGCACUAGAGCUGCUGCGCCUGUGCUCUGACGCGUUAGAGCAGGCAGCUGAGUCCAUGCUUGCUCAUGCUGGCAAAUGGAGAGAAGCAUCAUUCUCCUGCUUUAGGCCAGCUCAGUCAGAAGCCCAGUACACUUAUCUUUGGCAGGAGCUGGCUCUUCUGAAAGCUUCAGUAUUGGAAACAAGGGUCAAGCUGAUGCUCCGAGGUGGACAGUAUGACAUUGGAGAUGACCUAAUAAGGAAGGCCAUAUUUAUCCGCACUUCCAUCUGCGGCGAGCAACAUCCUGACACAAUUUCUGCUCGAGAAACCCUCAGUAAACUCACAAGGCUUCUUACAACUGUUCAGCUUAGUUGAUUCAUAUAGUUUAGGAGUUCACCAAUAUAUUCUUUUCAGUGUGGCUUUUCAUGAACGCCGUACAAAAUGCACCAGAUCUUGAAGUAACAAAGUAAAUUUGUCUUCAAUAUUCUUUACAUUCUUUCUUGUUGCUGGGCAGUACCUUCUCUUCAGCUUCAGCAUUUCCUUAUUUCAUCAAUAUGCUAUCAUUAGAGUAAGUUACUAUGUUUAUGUUUUCUCAACUAUGCUUGCAACUGCAUGCACAGAAUAUUUUGAGCUAAUGUGUAAGUUCGCAUCCCUAAAUGAUAAGAUAUCAUUAUUUUGCUCAAAGCUACAGUCCUGUGCAUUAUCACUCUGAUGGUUGGGUCCAGUCGAAUUCACACAUGAACUGUUUGCAUUUGCUGUGUUGUUUGUUCAAGAGCUGGACAUUUGUUUUAUAGCUCAGCAGUUGCAUAGUGGCAUCAAGUGCAGCUAACAUUAGUUUGAGAAGAGCAUGGAUCCCCGAAGUUGCACCAUGCUGUCAUCCACUUUCGCAUUCCUCUGUAAUGAACUUACAUGCUUCAUGUGGUACAUUUAAAUUAGCUGCUAUAAAUAUCAAUAACAAAGCAACUAAGUUAUCAGCAGUUGUCAUGAUUGCAAGCUUCAGCUCAGGGAUGUAAAUAUUUAGGACUGAUUUGCCAAAUCCUGGCAGAUGGUUGGACCCCUGGAUCUCUGUCUUGUUGACUGAUUCUGAUGUGUAACCUACUCAUGAAACUUGAGACAGAUUUGUCAAUUGGCCCUUGGCACUUUAGAAAGGCACGGAUGAUUCGAGGUCAUGUAUAUAUGUUUGAUACUGGGGAUGGACCAUCAUCACAGGAUACUUCUUUUUUGGUGAGAAGUCACAAGAUACAUUUAUAUCUUCAUACAUAACUCGAACAGCUAUAGAUAUAUUUAGCAUUAAAGCGGAACCAGUGAUGUUUUCUUUUGCUAUGUAAAUACUAUAUUUUAAUCAUUAUUACAAUUUUAAUUUUGACAAAUCAUAUAAUACAUCAUUUUUUAUGGGAUGCACUGGCACUAAUAUCUACUAGUUCCGCUUUUGUACUCUUCAUACUUCAUAUAGAAAUGAAGGAACUCUGGGUCCCAAUGCAGCAUCAGGUUUGUUGCAGGCCUGUAGCCUAAGGCAGAACCAACCUUCUUUUCUUUCCUUUUUAUCAUGCAUUUAUCAUAACAGAUGAGUAACACAUGUCACUAAAGCUAUUCAUCUGGUUAUACCAUCCUUGCUAAAACCAGAAAAUGAUCUGUCUGGUCUGCAGGGGCUUGUUGGGGAUAAAUAAAAGCGGAUGAAGGAAAGGAAUAAACUUUGUGAUCAGGUAGGCAAAAAUCUUCAUGUUCUAAGCCAGAUUGAGGGUAUUGACCUUGAUAGAUUCCAACUCUUCCCAGACGAAUACCAUUUGCAGACACUGGAAACUGGAAAGAUUAUUGAGUGCAUUUCCCCAGCUACAGGUUUUUAGGAACAGGGGGCAGAAAAUCUUGGGUUUGCUGGUAACUAUGUCAAUAUACAAGGAAUCUGUGUUGCAGAAGAUGGAGCUUUGCAUUGCAACGUUGGAAGAACUGAUCCAAGCUCGUUCAAGGCUGCUGGGAUUUGAAGAACAGUCGGUAUUCAGAGGGGCCUGAGGAAUGCGCACGCCAUCUGACACAGGAAGCUUGGGGCACUAUCCAGGAUUGAGAUCCCUGGUGACCGUGUAUUUUAUGAGGAUUUUGUUUCAUGGUAUCUGUGCUUUAAACUGGAGAAAAACAGAACUGGGUGGCUGGUGGCUCCCAGUUAUAUUGGAGUAAUCGUUUAUUCCGGUAACGCUUUCAGGCUGUUACUGGCCUCAGUUUAGGUUGCACCGUGCUUAAAUUCGCUUCGUUAUACUGAUCACACCAUCUCCGGCCGCAUGACGGCUUUGUUUCAUCUCUGUCUCCCAUGCUUCUCUUGCACAGCAGGUAUGUAAGGGUGUGUGGAAGGGAUGACUGUUGCAUGUAUCUUUAAAAAAUAAGAUGUUUUGGCUUCAGCAAUUUUGAUCCAUAGCUAGUGAUUUUUUUUUCCAGGGUUGAUAUUGUAAUACGGUCUGCAAUCUUGAAUGAUUCCAUAUGGACAAAUGCGUGGUAUCUCCUCUUUUCUAUUGGAAAUGCAUGCGACCCUCCGGCCUGUUGGAGGCAUUGGUUCCGUGUGGUGUUCGUGUUGGAGCGUCGAGAGGUUGUAUGCAAGAGGCGCCGAGCCGGGAAUCCCUGAAACAGAGGGAGGAGAGGAGAUCGAACAGGUUCGAUUACGACUCCACGAGACACGGAACGAUUCGAUCGGGACACCAGAACACAGAUACUACCGAGUAAUCCGAUCGGGAGUCCUUUCCAUGCAUCCACC